CGGUCCUAGCCGCUGGUUGCCAGAAGAAAAGCCACCCAUUCCUCCCCCUCUACCUCCCAUCCUUUGCCCCAGAGCUGCCUUCAUCGCAGUCACGCCCCUUCCUUCCGAGGAGCUUUCAGGCUGCCUAAACUGGUAGACCCCUGAAUUACUCCUCCAUCUCUGCUCUCUUUCCUUUGGCCUCGUCUUCCCUUAGUUCUCCCGCCUCCCCCACACUACCACUACCUCCAGUCUGUCUAGCCUCCCACCGUCCACUGCUCCACCCUCUGGCCCAGUAUCCUGUCUGUCCACUGCCACCAAGAAGAGCCCGGACGGAGCGGAGAGGAGGGGAGCUGCCGGGAAUUGGGGCUUCCCCCUACCCAUCCCUGGCCGCUGGUCCGGGACCAAAGCCACUUGAGCAAGCAGAGUCGUCACCUUGUCUUCGUUGCCUUCAGGGAGCUGCUGAGAAGAACAGGAGGGAAGGGGCUUUUGGAUCCUUAGAAAGAAGGCUGAGAAACUAAAGGUAUUGGGACAGAUACAGUGAAAAAUCACACAGGCAGCCCAUGCCUGAUUUCACCAUCUAGUGAUUUCCACUUCCAUUUCUGGUUCAACUCAUUACUGUGAUUUCUGCCUGAGCAUUUAGAAGCAUAACUGAGUGACCAGUGGUUGGACUCUUGGCGGCGCUUACCCUGAACCUGAGUGUUAGGGGAGAGGGAAUCUGCCACUGCGGUUUCUGGAGCUGCUCAUAAGCAAGAAUUCCCUAUCCUGAUCAAGGCUUUAAGCCUAAAAGAAAGCAGAAAUAGGUCAAGGGCAGCCCAAGUGCCCAAUUUCUCUCUCUCUUCACAAGGCACCACCAGCGAUAGAGAUGAGAAAUUCUGAAGAACAGCCAAGUGGAGGGACCACAGUUUUGCAGCGUCUGCUACAAGAGCAGCUUCGCUAUGGCAAUCCUAAUGAGAAUCGCAAUCUUCUUGCCAUCCACCAGCAAGCUACAGGGAAUGGCCCUCCUUUCCCCACUGGCAGUGGGAAUCCAGGCCCUCAGAAUGAUGUGUUGAGUCCCCAAGACCACCACCAACAGCUGGUAGCACACGCUGCUCGCCAAGAACCCCAGGGCCAGGAAAUCCAAUCAGAAAAUAUCAUCAUGGAGAAGCAGCUGUCUCCCCGAGUGCAGAAUAAUGAGGAACUUCCGACCUAUGAAGAAGCCAAGGUCCAGUCUCAAUAUUUUCGGGGCCAACAGCAUGCCAGUGUUGGAGCUGCCUUCUAUGUCACUGGUGUCACCAACCAGAAGAUGAGGACCGAGGGACGCCCAUCAGUUCAAAGGCUCAAUCCUGGGAAGAUGCAUCAGGAUGAAGGACUCAGAGACCUUAAACAAGGGCACGUCCGCUCCUUGAGUGAACGAUUGAUGCAAAUGUCACUAGCCACCAGUGGAGUUAAGGCCCAUCCACCUGUUACCAGUGCUCCCCUCUCCCCACCACAACCCAAUGACCUCUACAAGAAUCCCACAAGUUCCAGUGAAUUCUACAAGGCCCAAGGGCAAGCUCCCAACCAGCAUAGCCUGAAGGGCAUGGAACACCGAGGCCCCCCACCAGAGUAUCCCUUCAAGGGCAUGCCACCCCAGUCUGUAGUGUGCAAGCCCCAAGAGCCAGGGCACUUCUAUAGUGAGCAUCGCCUGAACCAGCCAGGGAGAACAGAGGGGCAACUGAUGAGGUAUCAGCAUCCCCCUGAGUAUGGAGCAGCCAGGCCAACGCAGGACAUCUCAUUGCCAUUGUCAGCCAGGAGCUCACAGCCUCACAGCCCUACUUCUUCCUUGACGUCUGGGGGUUCCUUGCCCUUGCUGCAGUCUCCACCAUCUACUAGACUGUCUCCUGCCCAGCAUCCCUUGGUCUCAAACCAGGGAGACCACUCAGUCCACCUGCCUAGGCCCCAGCAGCAUUUUCUACCUAAUCAGGCUCACCAGGGGGAUCAUUACCGUCUCUCCCAACCAGGCCUGAGUCAGCAGCAACAGCAGCAGCAGCCAGGAGAAGCCUAUUCAGCUAUGCCUCGGACCCAGCAGUCUGCUUCUUACCAGCCAAUGGCAGCUGACCCUUUUGCCAUUGUCUCCAGAGCCCAGCAGAUGGUUGAGAUCCUCUCAGAUGAGAACCGAAAUUUGCGUCAGGAGUUGGAAGGAUGCUAUGAGAAGGUGGCGAGACUGCAGAAGGUGGAGACAGAAAUCCAGCGGGUCUCAGAAGCAUAUGAGAACCUAGUAAAGUCAUCCUCCAAAAGAGAGGCCCUGGAAAAAGCCAUGAGGAACAAGCUGGAGGGUGAGAUUCGGAGGAUGCACGACUUCAACAGGGAUCUGAGAGAGCGUCUAGAGACAGCCAAUAAACAGCUUGCGGAGAAGGAGUAUGAGGGGUCUGAGGAUACCAGGAAGACCAUCUCUCAGCUCUUUGCAAAAAAUAAAGAAAGCCAACGAGAGAAGGAGAAGCUGGAAGCAGAGCUAGUCACUGCCCGUUCUACCAAUGAGGACCAAAGACGACACAUUGAAAUCCGAGACCAGGCCCUGAGCAAUGCCCAGGCCAAGGUGGUGAAGAUGGAAGAAGAGUUGAAAAAGAAGCAGGUAUACGUAGAUAAGGUGGAGAAGAUGCAGCAGGCCCUUGUACAGCUCCAGGCAGCAUGUGAGAAACGGGAGCAGCUAGAGCACCGACUCCGAACAAGACUGGAGAGGGAACUGGAGUCUCUCAGAAUCCAGCAGCGCCAGGGCAUCUCUCAACCCACCAACAUUUCUGAAUAUAAUGCCGCUGCACUGAUGGAGCUCCUUCGAGAAAAGGAAGAGAGGAUUCUGGCCCUGGAAGCUGAUAUGACGAAGUGGGAGCAGAAGUAUUUGGAAGAGAAUGUGAUGAGACAUUUUGCUCUGGAUGCUGCUGCAACUGUGGCUGCUCAGAGGGAUACAACAGUCAUCAGCCACUCUCUGAACACAAGCUAUGACACAGCUCUAGAAGCUCGCAUCCAGAAAGAGGAGGAAGAAAUCUUUGUGGCCAACAAGCGUUGUCUGGACAUGGAGGGCAGGAUCAAGACCCUCCAUGCUCAGAUUAUUGAGAAGGAUGCCAUGAUCAAAGUACUCCAGCAACGUUCCCGGAAGGAACCAAGUAAGACAGAGCAGUUGUCAUCCAUGCGGCCAGCAAAGUCUCUGAUGUCCAUUUCCAAUGUUAGCUCAGGCUUGCUCUCCCACUCAUCCACCCUGACUGGAGUGCCCAUCAUGGAAGAGAAGAGAGAUGACAAGAGCUGGAAGGGGAGCCUAGGUAUUCUCCUGGGCGGAGACUACCGUGUAGAGCCUGUCUCAUCCAACCCCUCACCUGUGCCUCCGUCGACUCCCCUGCUCUCAGCGCACUCCAAGACAGGCAGCCGAGACUGUAGCACUCAAACUGAACGUGGAACGGAGCCCAACAAAACUGCAGCUGUUGCUCCCAUCUCUGUUCCUGCUCCAGUUGCUGCUGCCGCCAGUGCUGCCACCAUCACCAUCACUGCUGCCACCAACACUGCCACCACUGCCACCAACACCAUCACUAUGGUAGCUGCUACUCCAGUUGCUGUUGCUGCUGCUGCUGCUGUUGCUGCUGCCCCAUCUCCAGCAAUAGCAGCAAUUGCUGCUGCUGUUUCUCCAGCUGCUGCUGUUCAGAUUCCAGCUGCUGCAUCUGCUGCUGUUGCUCCUGCUGCUGCUGCGACUGCUGCUGCUAUACAGGUUGCUCCAGCUGCUCUGGCUCCAGUUCCAGCUCCGGCUCCAGUUCCAACAGUGGCUCAGGCUUCUGCUCAGGCUCAGACUCAGGCACUAACUUCAGCUCCGGCUGCAGCUCCUACUCCAGCUCCGACUGCAGCUCCUACUCCAACUUCAGCUGCAACUCCAGCUUUGGCUCAGAUUGAGGCUCCUGCAAGUCCAGCUACCAGUGGUUCUGGAACAUAUCAUUUAUCUGUACCAAGUUUGACCUGCAAUCCAGACAACACAGAUGGUCCUGUUUUGCACUCCAGUACUCUGGAAAGAAAAACUCCUAUUCAGAUCCUGGGACAAGAGCCUGAUGCAGAGAUGGUAGAAUAUCUCAUCUAACUGGCCCGAUCAAGAGCUACAGUUUAUCAGCAAGAAUGCUUUUACUCAUGUUCCCUUUUCAUUUGUUCUUAUUUUGAGGGUGAAGACAAGGGUUGGGGGAAGGGGAUGUUUUUAAGGGGACUUUUUAUUGGAACAAUAUAAUGCUUAAUUAAUACCACAUGAACUCUGAUACACAUAGGGAAUACUUCUAAAAGAUAGAUUAAUCAGAGUGUGCUCUGAAGUUUAUUGUUGGGGUUUACACAAAUACUGGGACAGUUAACAAGUAGAUAUACAUUGAUAUUUUCAAUGUGCUUAAAUUUGUUUCAAUUUUUCUAUAUGAGAUCAUUUUUAUUGAAGAGCACAGUGUGUGUGGAACACAGUGUGUAAUAUGUAGUGUGGAAGUGGGAAGCCAGAGAGAGUUUGUGUGUGUUCUCUUUGUCUAGUUACUAUCUAGAUAGCAGCCACAGAAAGCUCUCACCUCGGGCUCAUGCAAAGGAAUAGUUUUAAGAACUGUAUAACCUGGAGGAAAGGUAGGGAGUAUUGGGAUAUGGAAGAGUGCUGGAGCUAAUUUUUCCUUCCAAUGGCCCAGCUACCCUCACCCCAGUGGACUGCAUUUAUCUUCAUUUCAGUGGUGCUUUGAAAGUGGAUUCUUUUGGUUCCCUCCUGGAGGUUCAUAUAUCCAUAUAUGUACUCUGGAGUAAUUUAUGGAUUUGGAUAAUUAAUAUAUUGCUUUCAGAUGCUAGGAGGGUAAAUUAACUGAGUGAUGCACAACUUCCUCUCUUGUGGAGAGUUAGGCAUCAGAGACCUUGAUUGAGAGUUGCUUGAGCUGCCACAUGCAGAUUUCUGUAGUUGGGUGUAGCCAUGAGCAUACCUCACUUGCCUUUCCUAAGACCAGUUGGCUUAGUGUUUAUUUCUUCUAGGACACACAUUCACAGGCUGCAUCACCAGUCUCCAGUGGCCAAUCAUUUGCAAAACAAGGAAGCAUUUUUGCUGACAGGUUGGAUGCUUUGAAUUUCUGAUGACUAUUUUGACUCCUCCGAUUUAAUUUUCUCCAAUUCUUAGCAUAUGUCUUAAAAGGCAUAUGACUGUCACCCCCAAGGGAGUAACAUCCGAAGUCCAAAGUACUACGCUGCAGUCAGGGGAGUGGUUGAUUGCAGCCGGCUCCUCAACUACCUCUUUUCACCACUAGUGAUUCCAUCUUGGGAUCCCUUUGGGAAGCAGUGAGAAUAUGUAUGUGGGUAGGGACCUCGGGAGGCUUCAGCGAUAAGACUUGCCAUAGGGCUGCCUCCAAGGUGUUCCAGAGGGAUGCAAGUUGCCACAGGUCCUUGCCCUGUGUCACCUCUCUGCCCUUCAUUAAAGAGACAAAUCUACAGAUAGUGUCAUUAACAUUGAUUUCCAGGUAUUUAAGGAGGGUGAAGGGAGUAGGGUUGUAGAUAAGGAUGGGGGGUUAGAGGUUUUUGGGAUGUGUUAGUUAGAAACCAGAUUAUAGAAGAGUAGCCUGAUAGAUUAUGUCAUGAGCCACAGCAGCAGGAAGGAACUUUAGCAAUAUAGUCCUAUCUCCUAAUUUUAGUGAUGAGAAAUCUGAGACUUGGAGAGGGUCAAUAGCUUUCUCAAGAUUGCACAGCACAUCUGUUUAUCCUGCCAAUUAUCAUGCUCUUUUGGGGAAUCUUUUAUACAAAAAGGAAGAACCUGUUUUAAGAAAAGGCAUCUUCAUGGUCCAGGUUAUCUGCACUUACAGAGUAUCCAUGGCUUGAAUAGUUUGUCCAGGGUUGUGAAUUCCUCUUUUCUCUCUAUUGCAGUGCCUUGUACAAGGUUUUCCCUUUCCUGAUCCCCAUUUCCACACUGAGUCAUAUGAAAUAUUCACCUAAGAAAUCAACUUCACUUUUCUCUCUCUCAGACUGGGUGCCUCAGGUCAUCUUACAGGGUUACACUGUCAGUAUAGGAAUAGUGUAUUUACCAGUAUUUUUUUUUUUGUAGUUCCGAAUUAUCUUCCAAAGGAAUUAUUUAGUGUUGGGGAGGGAGCAAGAAGGAAGGCAGUGCAAUUUUCAGCCAGUCUUUUCACAUUUUCAAUAAUAAGGUGAUCAUCCUACACAUUAAUCUUCAGUUGUAAAAUGAAUACCAAGUAGAAACUCAAAGUGCAGUUGUAUUAAUAUUCAUUCACACUACCUUUAGUCGUAAGGUAAGCUCAAAAAUGAAACAAGAUUUCAGGAGUUCUUACUUUUUAUCUAAGCAAGUAAAUAAAAAUAAACCUUUCAUGGUGAUAACACAUUGCUAAAAGUUUUGCUGCCUCUAACAGCCAUGAUUGUAAUCACAUUCUGUAGGGUGAUACAUAUACAUUCCACACUGUGUGGCAGCCAUCUCUUUAGGCUCAUUAGUUUUAAGGAAAGGAGGAAGUACUUGCCUAAGUAGUAUUUUGAACUUUCCAGAAUUUCUCUGGCCUUUCAUACCAGAGGCAAUCUGUCUCUGCUCAGCUUUCAGCCCUAGGUAAUUUGCUAAAUUAACACUGUAGAUCUAAGAGAUGGAAGAAGAGCAUGUCAGUGUAUCCUGUUGUGGUGAAGCUAGAUUCCAACUUUUCAGAAAAUCUUUACUAAGUACCAUUUCAAAAAUUCAGGCUUAUGGGGGAAAUCUGACGUUAAUCACCUUUAUGCAACUGUGGAUGUAACAUUUGGGGGAUCUUCUGGAACUUCCACCUAUCUAUGCAUUUUACUGGUACCUCAGGAUGGGAGGGUAACCUUGUUGUCUUAACUUGUACUGCCUGGUGGUCUAUGGGGACCUUCUAAUUCACUUGUACCCCAAUGUCCUAUAUAUAGGAAAACUUCAUUAGAUUGACCUUUACUUGAUAUAAAACCCUUCUAUUAAUGUUUUGGAAAUAAAAGUAGCUUGAGCUUUAUUUUAAAAUCAUGUAUCUUGAUUGUUGUCUUAAUGAAGGAUUUAAUUUCAAUGCUGCUUUUGAGCUUCAGAGUGAUGGGAGAGCAGGAAUCUGAAAUAGUUGACAUCAUCUGCCAUAGGAAACAGCAAACACAUGUCAUGUUCUCUUUUUGUUAUUACACUGUUGGGUGGGUAUAACAAUUAGAAAAUGAACAAACUGAUUGUACAAACUAUUUUUAAUGAAGAACCUAAAUACUGCAGCCGCUUAAAGUGUAUACUAACGCACUAAUUUCAUGUCUGUUAGUCAUACAAUUAUGUGUUAUCUCAAAUGUCCAUUUAUAUACGGAAUAUGUUACUUCCCAUGUAUGUCAUUUACUGACAGUGUUUUCAAAGGAAGGCAUCAGCUGUGAGCUAAUUAUCACCAAUUUCAGCCCACUAAGAUCCUUGGAAAUAUAUCUUCCAAGUACAUUCUAUCAUCAGUAGGGCAAGUGUCAGGAGUUUGUUUAUUUUCUUCUGGUAGCAACAAUAGGUUACAUGGAGCUAUCAAACCUCCUUCUGGCUUGUCUUGUGAUUAAUGGCAUGUGUUUGUAAAACAGAUAGCUGGGACGGGCAGAUGGCUAGAGAAGAAUCACCUGUAGUUUAAAAUAUAUAUGGUCCCAUAAUGAUUAUGAUCCCAUUCUGUAAUCAGCGGAGCUAGUUCCAAUAAAGUUAAGCAGGUUUAAAUCCAUUUUGUGCCUAUCUUUUCACUGACAAUAAAGUUAGCUAUUUUAA
This is a messenger RNA of Heterocephalus glaber (naked mole-rat), 7669 nucleotides long. RefSeq names its product angiomotin (gene Amot). NCBI's taxonomy places the organism in Eukaryota, Metazoa, Chordata, Mammalia, Rodentia, Bathyergidae. Gene Ontology annotation, biological process: angiogenesis; hippo signaling; actin cytoskeleton organization. Gene Ontology annotation, cellular component: cytoplasmic vesicle; lamellipodium; plasma membrane. The record is from RefSeq and is a predicted model, not a curated record. Gene Ontology annotation, molecular function: signaling receptor activity.